This is a messenger RNA of Orcinus orca (killer whale), 1309 nucleotides long. RefSeq names its product dopamine receptor D4 (gene DRD4). The transcript has 4 exons. The record is from RefSeq and is a predicted model, not a curated record. Gene Ontology annotation, molecular function: dopamine neurotransmitter receptor activity, coupled via Gi/Go; G protein-coupled receptor activity. Gene Ontology annotation, biological process: adenylate cyclase-inhibiting dopamine receptor signaling pathway; adenylate cyclase-activating adrenergic receptor signaling pathway. Gene Ontology annotation, cellular component: plasma membrane. The coding region runs from base 1 to 1227 and encodes 408 amino acids. NCBI's taxonomy places the organism in Eukaryota, Metazoa, Chordata, Mammalia, Artiodactyla, Delphinidae.
AUGGGGAACCGCAGCGCCGCGGACGCGGACGGGCUGCUGGCUGGGCGCGGGCCCGGCACGGGCGGCGGCGCGGGGGGCCCCGGGGCGGCGGCGGCGCUGGCGGGGGGCGUGCUGCUCAUCGGCGCGGUGCUCGCAGGGAACUCGCUCGUGUGCGUGAGCGUGGCGGCCGAGCGCGCCCUGCAGACGCCCACCAACUACUUCAUCUUGAGCCUGGCGGCCGCCGACCUCCUCCUCGCCCUGCUCGUGCUGCCUCUCUUCGUCUACUCCGAGGUCCAGGGCGGCGUGUGGCUGCUGAGCCCUGGCCUCUGCGACGCGCUCAUGGCCAUGGACGUCAUGCUGUGCACGGCCUCCAUCUUCAAUUUGUGCGCCAUCAGCGUGGACAGGUUCGUGGCGGUGGCCGUGCCGCUGCACUACAACCGCCAGAGCCGCGGUGGCCGGCAGCUGCUGCUCAUCGGCGCCACGUGGCUGCUGUCGGCAGCGGUGGCGGCACCCGUGUUGUGCGGCCUCAACGACGCGCGCAGCCGCGAUCCCUCCGUGUGCCGCCUGGAGGACCGCGACUACGUGGUCUACUCGUCCGUGUGCUCCUUCUUCCUGCCCUGCCCGCUCAUGCUGCUGCUCUACUGGGCCACGUUCCGGGGCCUUCGGCGCUGGGAGGCAGCCCGCCGCGCCAAGUUGCACGGCCGUGCGCCCCGCCGCCCCAGCGGCCCCGGCCCGCCGCCCCCCGACGGCAUCCCGGCCCCCGAUGUCGCCGUGCCCCCGGAUGCCAUCCCGGCCCCAGACUGCAUCCCGCCCCACGACGCCAUCCCGGGCCCCGACGCAACCCCGCCCCCCGACGCCAUCCCGGGCCCCGACGCAACCCCGCCCCCCGACGCCACCCCGCCCCCCGACGCCACCCCAGCCUCGGAUGCCGUCUUGCCCUCGGACGCCAUGCCGGCCGAACCCCCGCUGCGGGCCCGCAGGAGGAGACGCGCCAAGAUCUCGGGCCGGGAGCGCAAAGCUAUGAGAGUCCUGCCUGUGGUGGUCGGGGCCUUUCUGCUGUGCUGGACGCCCUUCUUUGUCGUGCACAUCUCCCGGGCGCUGUGUCCCACGUGCGCCGUGCCCCCGCGGCUGGUGAGCGCGGUCACCUGGCUGGGCUACGUCAACAGCGCCCUCAACCCCGUCAUCUACACCGUCUUCAACACCGAGUUCCGGACCGUCUUCCGCAAGGCUCUGCGCCUCUGCUACUGAGCAGACCGCUGGCACCGCAGCCCCUCUUCAGCACCCCGCCUCGCCUGGGGGUUUGUAGGAGUUAUUAAACAGAUCCCCAACA